GUCAUUCCUUAUACAAUUAUUCUAACUGGCCCUAUAGGAGCGGGUAAAACAACUUUGUCACAUAUAUUUACAUCUUAUUUAAAAUCUAAGGACAAGAAUGUUCACUUAAUUUCUGAAGCUGCUUUGAUGGAUAGCAGAGCAUUAAAAAUAUUCUACGAAGAAAGAAAUAAGACGGAUGAUAUAUUAGAGCGCAUCAAACAUUUGAUUGAGUCAUUUAGUAGAAUUAGUCAUCAAUUUGAUGUUGUGAUUUUAGAUAGAACACCUUUAGAUACUAAAGUUUUUACAAAAAUGAACAUUUCCAAUCUUGAUUAUGUUACUUUUUUAAAUAGCUAUGUUUCGUUUAUUGAAUUAAAUAUUGAUAAAGUAGUUUUUGUUCAACCAGAAUUCAGUAUCACAGUUGAUAGAGUAAAAAACAGGAAUAGAUCAGGAGAAACUUGUAGUGAGGAUUAUCUUCACGAUUUAUUUAACCUGUAUCAAAAUGAUAUUUAUGAGAUAUAUCCUAAAAAUAAGGGUUGA
Molecule: messenger RNA, 516 nt
Organism: Dentiscutata erythropus
Lineage: Eukaryota; Fungi; Glomeromycota; Glomeromycetes; Diversisporales; Gigasporaceae
Source: the annotation of a GenBank genome assembly